UGCAAGUUUAGCCAUGGCACUCAGCCUCCUCUCCCCGAGCCUGUCCCGCCUGGGCCUGUGGGCUUCUGUAGUGAUCCUGAUUGUAAUCGUCCUCAAGCUCCUCAGCCUGUUGUUGCGGAGGCAGAAGCUGGCCAGGGCUCUGGACAGCUUCCCAGGGCCCCCUACUCACUGGCUUUUUGGUCAUGCUCUUGAGAUCCAGAAGUUAGGGAGCCUGGACAAGGUGGUAUCCUGGUCCCAACAGUUCCCCUAUGCCCAUUCUCUCUGGCUUGGACAAUUCCUUGGUUUCCUGAACAUCUACGAGCCUGACUAUGCCAAAGCUGUAUACAGCCGUGGGGACCCAAAGGCUCCAGAUGUGUAUGACUUCUUACUCCAGUGGAUCGGGAAAGGCUUACUGGUUCUUGAUGGGCCCAAAUGGUUCCAGCACCGCAAGCUGCUCACACCUGGGUUCCAUUAUGAUGUGCUGAAGCCCUAUGUGGCCAUAUUUGCUGAGUCCACACGUGUCAUGCUGGACAAAUGGGAGAAAAAGGCUAGCGAGAAUAAGAGCUUUGACAUCUUCUGUGAUGUAGGACACAUGGCGCUGGACACCCUCAUGAAGUGCACCUUUGGCAAAGGAGACAGUGGCCUAAACGACAGAGACAGCAGCUACUACCUGGCAGUCAGUGAGCUCACAUUGCUGGUGCAGCAGCGCAUCGAAUCCUUCCAGUACCACAAUGACUUCCUCUACUGGCGCACUCCACACGGCCAGCGUUUCCUGCGGGCCUGCCAGAUAGCCCAUGAGCAUACAGACCAGGUCAUCAGGCAGCGGAAGGCAGCCCUUCAGGAUGAGAAGGAACAGAAAAAGAUCCAGCAGCGGAAACAUCUGGACUUCCUGGACAUUCUCCUGGGUGCUCGGGAUGAAGGUGGGAUCAAGCUGUCAGAUGCAGACCUCAGGGCUGAAGUGGAUACCUUCAUGUUUGAAGGCCAUGACACCACCACUAGCGGUAUCUCUUGGUUUCUCUACUGCAUGGCCCUUUACCCUGAGCAUCAGCAGCGGUGUAGGGAGGAGGUCCGUGAGAUCCUAGGAGACCAGGACUCCUUCCAGUGGGACGAUCUGGCCAAGAUGACCUACCUGACUAUGUGUAUCAAGGAGUGCUUCCGCCUCUACCCACCGGUGCCCCAGGUGUACCGCCAGCUCAGCAAGCCAGUCACCUUUGUGGAUGGCCGCUCUCUACCUGCAGGCAGUCUCAUCUCUAUGCACAUCUAUGCCCUCCAUAGGAACAGUGCUGUGUGGCCUGAUCCAGAGGUCUUUGACCCCUUGCGCUUUUCUCCUGAGAAUGUGACAGGACGCCACCCCUUUGCCUUCAUGCCUUUUUCUGCCGGGCCCAGGAACUGCAUUGGGCAGCAGUUUGCCAUGAAUGAGAUGAAGGUGGUCACAGCCCUUUGUUUGCUGCGCUUUGAAUUCUCUCUGGAUCCCUCAAAGCUGCCCAUCAAGCUUCCCCAGCUGGUCCUGCGCUCUAAAAAUGGCAUCCACCUCCACCUGAAGCCACUGGGCUCUGGGAAAUAGCUCUUCAGAGACUACAGCUUAGACAUCACAGGCUGUAGCUUUUUCUGGGAUGUUGCUAUCCUAGCUUGAAUGUAGAGUCAUCAUGGAUCCCUGCUUUUGGGGGGCUUAUAGAUGUGAAAGCAUUGGCACUGACAGUCUCGUGAAGGCAGUCCCUUGUAAACACAUGUGUCUAAUGACUCCAUGACUGAACUCUGCAGCUCAUUCCUUCACUCCACAAACAUUUGUUGAACAUCUGGGUGUCUUGAGAAACUUCAUUUGUUUCUCGUAACUAAUGUCUUUCAAAAACAAACAAACCACAACCAGAAAAAUACAUUCCAUCCCUUGAAAAAUCUUGGUGAAGACCAUGGAAAUGUUGCCUUGACAUUUGUGGAAGUUGGAUGGGAAGGAGGGAUGGUUUGGACAGAAGGUGACUCUUCAUUGACUUGCAUUUCUUUAACUGCCUCUGUGUAUUUGGAAUAUAACAGACACAACGAAAAACUGU
Peromyscus californicus insignis is the source of this 2024-nucleotide messenger RNA. Its product is annotated as cytochrome P450 4B1. Lineage: Eukaryota; Metazoa; Chordata; Mammalia; Rodentia; Cricetidae. The record is from RefSeq and is a predicted model, not a curated record. The transcript has 12 exons. Gene Ontology annotation, molecular function: iron ion binding; oxidoreductase activity, acting on paired donors, with incorporation or reduction of molecular oxygen; monooxygenase activity. The coding region runs from base 14 to 1543 and encodes 509 amino acids.